AUGGUCGCCCUUGGGUACAACGAGUAUGUUACCCAGGGAGGUGACUGGGGUGGCAUCAUCACUAGGAAAAUGGCUUCUACGUAUGGUGGGAGGCACCUCAAGGCAUGGCACACCAACAUUCCAAUUCCUGAACCACCGAGCGGAAAUCGCCAUUGUCUUUCUGUCUUUCUUGCUACCUCCGUGGUCUAUAGAGGAAAGGCAGGCAUCGAGCGCACCAAACACUCGGUUACAGUCUCACUGAUAGCCCUGUUGGCCUGCUUGCUUGGAUCUAUGAGAAACUGGUCCCUUUGGACCGACAAUUACUACUGGUCUGAUGAUGAAGUGCUGACGUGGAUCUCAUUGUACUGGUUCUCCCGUGCCGGCCCUGCUGCCUCCCUCCGCAUUUACUUUGAAUUGCGUGCCGAUACCGAGGAUAUGGGCCGAAACCCCACUAUUCCUAUGGGAGCUUCGUUUUUUCCCAAAGGAGCUCAUAGUUUUAACCCGCAGCGUGCGUCUCUACCAAUCAACUUUAUUGAAGCUAAUAUGAGGGGCCAUUUUGCUGCCACUGAACGGCCGGAAGAGCUUGUUCGGGAUGUGCGGAAGAUGUUCGCGAAAGGGAGUCCUGCGUUUGGAAUUGUCCCCGGAAGAACUGGAUAUGAUUCUCACGUUCAACAAUGA
Molecule: messenger RNA, 657 nt
Organism: Suillus subalutaceus
Lineage: Eukaryota; Fungi; Basidiomycota; Agaricomycetes; Boletales; Suillaceae
Product: alpha/beta-hydrolase
Exons: 7
Coding region: 1-657 (218 amino acids)
Biological process (GO): epoxide metabolic process
Molecular function (GO): epoxide hydrolase activity
Source: RefSeq, a predicted model, not a curated record